Panicum virgatum (switchgrass) is the source of this 609-nucleotide messenger RNA. Its product is annotated as subtilisin-chymotrypsin inhibitor-2B-like. Gene Ontology annotation, molecular function: serine-type endopeptidase inhibitor activity. Lineage: Eukaryota; Viridiplantae; Streptophyta; Magnoliopsida; Poales; Poaceae. The coding region runs from base 230 to 454 and encodes 74 amino acids. Gene Ontology annotation, biological process: response to wounding. The record is from RefSeq and is a predicted model, not a curated record. The transcript is spliced from 2 exons.
UGAUCCAUCCAAGCUUGCCCUGAAGCUCUAUAAAUGGCGUACCGGUGCUCGUCACUCGCCGAACCAGCAGUACAAGAAGCACAAGAAAAAACACUUGUAGCCAUCAACUUCUUCUUCUUCUUCUUCACCGUCAUCAACUCAUCAUCAGCUCAGACCGUGAGUGGAAUCCCUUGACUGCAAAUAAAGCAUCGAUCGAUCCGCAGCUAGCUAGCGACCGAAGAAGAAGAAGAUGAGCUCCUCCGCGGAAGCAGCUGAUCAGUGCGGCGGCGGCAAGACGUCGUGGCCGGAGGUGGUGGGGAUGAGCAUAGAGGAGGCCAAGAAGGUGAUCCUCAAAGACAAGCCCGACGCCGACAUCCACGUGCUGCCGGUCGGCACGCCGGUGACCAGGGAUUUCCGCCCCAACCGUGUCCGCAUCUUCGUCGGCACCGUCGCCCAGACGCCUCAUGUGGGCUAGCAGCUCUGCCCAUAGCUUUCUUGCUCACAACAUCAUGCGCGUUCCAAAUAAAGCCAUCCUAUGUAUGUAUGGAUGUGUGUUGUUACCCUAUGGAUCCAAUAAAUAAGGGAUGUAAAAGGUGAAUAAAGCAUCGAUUGUGUGUAGCCUUACAAGAA